Molecule: messenger RNA, 1725 nt
Organism: Esox lucius (northern pike)
Lineage: Eukaryota; Metazoa; Chordata; Actinopteri; Esociformes; Esocidae
Gene: cdca3
Product: cell division cycle associated 3
Exons: 6
Coding region: 168-1502 (444 amino acids)
Source: RefSeq, a predicted model, not a curated record
AGUUCCAUGUUAACUAAACAUAAACGAUAGAUGUUUUUGUGCUAAGUGAAAGUUCUGUGCAAUUAUCAGAAAUGUGAAGAGACUGAAAUAAUUGCCUUAGAUAACUACAGUAAAGGACUGUAAGUCAGUGAGAGAACCUCGCUGGUUAAAGAACAUUAUCUAUAAUCAUGGGAUCCAGUGAAAGCAAGGUUGCUGUGGCCUCAACACCCAAACCUGACCCCUGCCAGCGCAUGAGACACAACCGUGUCGCACAGUUAAUUGACCCACGGUCUCCUUCUGUAGAAAUUAACCGCACACCCAUUCAGGUGGGCGGCGCUGUCUCCCUGGAGACUGGGUGUCCCGUUCUAGCCACUGACCCACGGUCACCCUCUGUUGACAUCACCCGUACCCCCAUGAAGGAUUCCAUGAGGGCAACAGUUGGCUCUUUCGCCCGUCGCCUCGGCAUGCUCCUCAACAGUGACUACGUAGAAAUAGCCGGCCCCGCGUCUUCCCUGAAGUGUCCGAACCUCGACGUGGAGGACGAGGCAGUGGUAGUGGGGGAGCUGGGCUCCAGCCAGCCCCUUCUUUCCCCUCAGCCAUCACAGGUCUCUGAUGUGACCCUGUCCCCCCCGACCCUGCCCUCACCUCAGAAGGUGAGCGAGGAGAUGUGCCUCACCCAGAGCCCCUUCCUCCUGCUGGGGGAGACCCAGGUGGAAGUGGAGGCCGACCACUCCGUGGAGGAGGCGGAGGAAGCCAAGGAGUCUCCCCUGCACAAGCAGCUGAGCAUGAGUUUGAUCACUUGCCACAACGCUCCCUACCAAAUCUAUGCCGAGGUUCACCAGGACAGCCCGGUGUCCCCCGUCCCAGAUGAUGGUGCCCCCGCCGACCUCUGCAAGGAAGAACCUGACCACUCUUAUGCCGUUCCCUCCGAGCCAGCCCAACCUCUGCCCCCUACGCCUAAAUCGUCCGGUCUUGCCGUUACAGAGGUGACAGAAGACCCCUCUGCCCCACAGGCGCCCCCCAAGGAGAAGGCGGAGGUUAUGGAGCCGGUGGCGCUGGCCACACAGGACUCUCCCGUUAAACCGUUGUCUGCGGGGUCGAGUCCAUGCGCGGGACCGCCCCUUCCCCAAACCACAGGGAUCCGCUGCCCCAAGUUCGACACCAAGAGCCCCAGUCAGGUGGUGUUCAAACCCCAGUGGCUCGGCAAGGGCUUCGGCGUCACCGGGGUGAGGGCCAAAGGGCGCGGAGGCAGGGGGCCGGCGUCGUCCUCCUCGCCUCUUGCCGUUCGCGUUGGAACCAAAAACAUCGGCAACGAGAACCCGGGGCAGUCGGUCAAACCGAAGCAGAGAGGCAAGGCUGUCUUGGCUGAAGGCCGCUCCCCUCUGCAGAUCCUCAAGGAAACCAAUUCCCCCAGAGACCAGACUACGCAGAUGAAGCUGAAGGUGUCCACUCCAGACAGAAAGAGGUUGGGUCAGAUGGACCGACGAGUCUUAACAAUAUCCGUGGACAAAGAGAAUCGAUAGAUGGAUCUUUCAGAUGGACAUGCACAAACACUAACUGACCAGUGUACAGACUCCUGAAAAUCUUUUUAAACUGUACAGACUUUUUAAACUGCCUUUUCUCAAACUGCUUAUUAUCUUUCAUUGUCUUAUGUUCGUUGUCUGACUGUCAGCAUUUUAUAAAUGUCACUUGUUUUUGUUAUCCAAUUGUAUGUAAAAUAUUUGAAUAAAUGUAAUUUGCUUUUCA